GCAGUCAUAUCAUUAUUCCAAAAAUUCAACAUACCGACAUUUGUGCUCCCGAUUUGACAGGCUAGUAUACACCUCUGCUCGCAAACUAGACGACUGGCCGAGAACCAUGUCCUGAUCGAAAGACACGCGCCGAUCCACCUGCACGCAGCGUCCGGCGCAUUUCGCUUGUUGGAACGGUUCGCCAUGUCUACCACACCAAACACCCAGUUCAACAUCUCCGCCGAACUAGCAGCGCUGAAACACGAGAAAAAGAACAACGCCUUGCACCGGCUGCCUUCGAAUUACACCGUCCAACGGCGCCCGCUGAACCACGCACCGGUCGCGAACAUCCAUGCGGGCGCGCACGUGCCGAAAGUAGUGUAUGUCUCGAAGCGUACGCCUAUGAUGUCCGCCGUCAAGCGCGUGAAGAAGAUGCUAGGGCUCGUCGAAAAACGCGCGAUGCAGCAGGCGGGUGUCCGAACGGGUGGGAGAGAUCGCAACAGAAGGAUCGUACAGGCGAACGAACAAAUCGUCAAGAAUAAAGAGGAGGUUCUGGUCAAGGCCAGUGGGCGGGCGAUGGAGCAGGCGUUGCGAGUGGGAGAGUGGUUCAAAAACAAGGAGACUGAAUUCCUGUGUAAUGUCGAGGUCAGGCCUGGGAGUGUGAGUGUCGUGGACGAUAUCGUCGAAGUAGAAAACGAGGAUGAAGAGGAGAAGGAGGAAGAUACGACCACGACUACUGGGAUUGAGUAUGGGGAUACGACGUUGGAGAUGGUGGGUGGUGUCACGACGAGUACGGCGGAAGGGGUUCAGGCGAGUGACGAGACUGGGCAGAAGGAGCAAGCGGAGGUCGAUGCAGAUGCUGAUGAUGCCCCGGGUGCUAGAAGGAAGAGGAAGAAGAGGAAGAGGCCCGUGUACAAUGAGGAGGAUGUACCGGAAGCGCGACUCAGGUGGAUCAAGACGGUCGAGGUUGCAAUCUCAUUGCAAGGCUGAUGACGAGGUGCUUGCUGGAACGACCCUUAUUGUGGGUGCAGCUGUAUGGCCCGGCAGUCGGGAGUAUGCGACUCUGUAUCGAUAGCAGUCAGGGGAGAACAGCUGGUGUGGCCUAGGUGUAUUCUCAACAGACAGUAUGUUUGAUGUAACAUCCUCAGCGUGAGUUCCGAUGUUGAAAAGUGUCAUCUGCUCCUUGCCUCACGCCCUCCAUAAACCCCAAUGGGCCCGCGCGUCUCUGCCA
Messenger RNA from Exophiala viscosa, 1210 nucleotides. Its product is annotated as Rpp20 subunit of nuclear RNase MRP and P-domain-containing protein. Gene Ontology annotation, molecular function: ribonuclease P activity; ribonuclease MRP activity; RNA binding. The coding region runs from base 184 to 969 and encodes 261 amino acids. The transcript has a single exon. Lineage: Eukaryota; Fungi; Ascomycota; Eurotiomycetes; Chaetothyriales; Herpotrichiellaceae. Gene Ontology annotation, biological process: nuclear-transcribed mRNA catabolic process, RNase MRP-dependent; intronic box C/D snoRNA processing; tRNA 5'-leader removal. The record is from RefSeq and is a predicted model, not a curated record. Gene Ontology annotation, cellular component: ribonuclease MRP complex; nucleolar ribonuclease P complex.